Messenger RNA from Funneliformis geosporum, 171 nucleotides. Lineage: Eukaryota; Fungi; Glomeromycota; Glomeromycetes; Glomerales; Glomeraceae. The record is from the annotation of a GenBank genome assembly.
AUGAAUAGAGUAGAGGAUCCACGAUGUGAAGGGCAUAGCGUGCUUUUCCUUAUACGUGCAGCAGUCCUUACAGGUAGUGGAAGUCCUCGUCAUGUUGGAAAAUUAUCUUGUACUGACAUUAUAUCACGUUGGUUUGAAAUGGGACUGACAUGGCAUAAAGUUUGGAAUUAA